Molecule: messenger RNA, 1203 nt
Organism: Trichoderma aggressivum f. europaeum
Lineage: Eukaryota; Fungi; Ascomycota; Sordariomycetes; Hypocreales; Hypocreaceae
Exons: 1
Coding region: 1-1203 (400 amino acids)
Source: RefSeq, a predicted model, not a curated record
AUGGCGGCAACACCUGAAGCAAAUUCAGUACAUGUCGAGUACAUUCGCUCUGACGUAUACAAUAAAGCUAAACCGGAUUCAGAUGACCCUUUUCGUCAUUCUGCGGCUGUAAACUCCCACAACCAUCACCAUUUGCAUCCGUGGGGGAAGCAUAUCAUUGCUGGAUCUAAAGACUUUGACGUAUUAUAUUCGCACGCCAACAACAAAUACAUGUACCAUCUAUGGUACGUCGAUGAGCUUGAGCCUUUCAUGGCGACGAAACUUCUGAAAAUUCAACCCCUUUCAGCGGAAUUGGUAAACGACCUUCAAUCUUGCGUCACAACCGUUCUUGAAACAGGCAUCGAUGCUGCUCUACGAAGUUAUGAGGGUAGAAAGCUUGUGGUGUCGUUCCAGGCCAUCCUUGAUGAUGCUACUAAAGAUUUCUCUGGUCCAAUCUUUGUGCGGCUCGGUGCCACGUCAGCUAAAGACAGCUUUGCCAAUGGCGCCCCAACUGCGAAGCCCAGCCCUUUGCCUCCCAACUCGGACCUGGUCCUUCGUCGUCUGCUCAGCAGCGGACGUGUUACUGGUCGCCUUCUGGCACUUGCAGAUCGCGUAUGGGCAGAUGACCCAGGUGAGGCACUUAUUGUUCAGCAAUGGUCUCCAGAUGUGGAAAUAAGGCGAGAAAUCCGGGUCUUUUGUUUUGCUGGCCGCGUUACUGCCAUUAGCCAAGAUGUGUGGUGGGAGAAAUCAGGUUGGCGUGACAGAUACUCGGAUGGAUUUGUCCAAGCUAUCACCAACCUAUGGGACGCUGUCAAAGGCUUCUUGCCCUUUGAUACGUGUACUAUGGAUGUUCUAAUGACUCCACCAGGUGAUCAACAGCCUUGGACAGCAAAGAUAAUUGAAUUCAAUGGCUUUGGAGCCCACCUCAAUACCGGAAGUGAUCUUUUUCAUUGGGUUAGUGACAAUGAUAUUCUUCAAGGGAAAUCCCUUGGAGUUGUCGUUCGGUUUGUUGAUGACUGGGAUGAUGAUGAUGCUACUACCGCUGUAGGUGAUAGCCUAGCAACAACUUCUGAAUCAACUUUAGGAGAUGGGGAGGAGCCAGAUUGGGCUGUGUUAGAGAGGGAGCUACAGGCCAAAUAUUCCGACAAAAAUAAAGACGAGAAACGUAUGAAGAUAGAGCAAGUUGGCCUACCGCUAAAUGGCCGCUGGUGCAGCGCGUAUUAA